Molecule: messenger RNA, 1132 nt
Organism: Drosophila eugracilis
Lineage: Eukaryota; Metazoa; Arthropoda; Insecta; Diptera; Drosophilidae
Product: thymidylate synthase
Exons: 1
Coding region: 104-1045 (313 amino acids)
Biological process (GO): dTMP biosynthetic process
Cellular component (GO): mitochondrion; cytosol
Molecular function (GO): thymidylate synthase activity
Source: RefSeq, a predicted model, not a curated record
CCGGUUGGAAGCACUACCUUGGCCUAUCGAACAUAAGAAUCAUACAGUCCCGCCAAAUUUUUAGAGCGUUCUUAAGUUUUUGCCAACAAUUUAAAUUUGUAACAUGGUUAUACCGCCAACAAAGGAACAGGAUGGAGGCCUGGAGAAGGAGCUGUCGGAGCAGCAGGCGCCGGCCAACCGAGAUGAAGAGCAGUAUCUCGAUCUUCUGAGACACAUAAUCACUAAUGGUGAACAGAGGAUGGAUCGCACGAAAGUGGGCACGCUGUCUGUAUUUGGCAGUCAGAUGCGUUUCAACAUGAGGGAGUCUUUUCCCCUAUUAACCACAAAGCGCGUCUUCUUCCGCGCUGUGGCCGAGGAGCUACUCUGGUUUGUGGCGGGCAAGACAGACGCCAAGCUGCUGCAGGCGAAGAACGUGCAUAUCUGGGAUGGGAACAGCACCAGGGAGUUCUUGGACAAGCUGGGUCACACAGAGCGAGCCGUUGGCGACUUGGGUCCGGUGUACGGAUUCCAGUGGCGGCACUUUGGUGCGGAGUACGGGAGCUGCGAAGACGAUUAUGCCGGCAAGGGCAUCGACCAAUUGCGUCAAGUGAUCGACACCAUUAAGAAUAACCCUUCGGACAGGCGUAUCAUUAUGUCAGCGUGGAAUCCAUUGGACAUUCCAAAGAUGGCUCUUCCGCCGUGCCACUGCCUGGCGCAGUUCUACGUCUCACAGACCCGAAAUGAGCUUUCGUGCCAGCUCUACCAAAGGAGCGCCGACAUGGGCUUGGGCGUGCCCUUCAACAUCGCCUCCUACGCCCUCCUUACCUACAUGAUCGCCCAUGUGACGGGUCUGAAGCCGGGCGACUUUGUGCACACCAUGGGCGACACACACGUCUAUCUGAACCAUGUAGAGCCCCUUAAGGAGCAGCUGGAACGUACACCACGACCCUUUCCCAAGAUGGUGAUUAAGCGCCAGGUAAAGGACAUCGAAGAUUUUCGCUUCGAGGACUUCGAGGUAGUCGAUUACAAUCCAUAUCCCAAGAUCAAGAUGGACAUGGCCGUGUAAAAGGGCUUUUCAUAUUAAUAAUUGAUCUGUUAAAACUAAUAUUUUUAUUUAUAAAUGAUUAUAAAGGAUUAAAAAGUAAAACUCAAA